Molecule: messenger RNA, 423 nt
Organism: Puccinia triticina
Lineage: Eukaryota; Fungi; Basidiomycota; Pucciniomycetes; Pucciniales; Pucciniaceae
Exons: 5
Coding region: 1-423 (140 amino acids)
Source: RefSeq, a predicted model, not a curated record
AUGUCUCCAAGACAAUGGGACGCGACAUACCAGCGCUAUUUCUUCAUCGACACCCGGGCGCCGGGCGGGCCCCAGUCGCACUGGAUCCAUCCGAGCGACCAAGCCGGCGCCUCCGACCCCCGCGGGGCGCCGCCCGGCCCGGCCUCCCAGCCGCCCCCUGGCGCCCCUUACCAGCCUUACGCCCAGCCCUACCAGCCCGGCUACGCCCCCCAAUAUCAGCAGCCGCAGCAACAGCAGAUGGCUCCCGGCCCGGCCCCGAACGCCCGCCGCCCGGGAGGAAUGAAUCCGAUGUUAGCAGGCGCAGGCGGUCUCGCGGGCGGCAUGGGGUACGAACAGGGGUACGAACAGGGGUACGAUAACGGGUUCGAGAACGGCGACGAUUGGGGCGCGGACGGCGGCGACUUCGGCGGCGACUUCUUCUGA